Molecule: messenger RNA, 549 nt
Organism: Microthlaspi erraticum
Lineage: Eukaryota; Viridiplantae; Streptophyta; Magnoliopsida; Brassicales; Brassicaceae
Source: the annotation of a GenBank genome assembly
AUGUUAUUGGAGGUAGAGGAUCCAAUAAGCAAUUCCACUCGCAGCCUCGAAACAGCUGUUCAUUAUGCUAACCAGGCUGAUUUUUUCGAUAAGCCUCCUAGAGGUCGCAUGCAAUUGGUUGUAAUUCGCUGCGAAUUAGACAAAGAGGUUCGUUGCAAUGAAACAUUUUGUCUGGAUGAAUUCUACAGACGUCGUAUGCCCAAUUGGAUGCCCGAGGAUGCUCUAACUGGCAGUGAUAAGCCGCAGUACUACGAGAUGACAGAAUCAGACGUGGAACAAGACAAGCAAUGGCUUUAUCUCUAUGCUCAACUCGCUGUGUUGUCCUUGAGAUUUUGCCCGGAGCAUGAAAAGGCAGAGCCAAUUGAGCUGACGAAGGUAGUUGUGCAAACCAAAGAAGAUGUGGAGUCCAAGAACAAGGCCAGAGCCAGGAAUGUAAUCUUCUACAUUAGCUUCAAAUGCAGUGGCGGUCAAGAAUACAAGGCUAUCGUAAGGAGAACAACGAGCCAAUGGCCAGAGAGUAUGUCGCUUGAAGUCGAGUCUUUCAAGUGA